AUGCAAUAUUAUGGACAAUUCAGGGCCCCCGGUGAACCUGUAGCAAUUGAGACUUCAUUAGGUUACAUAAUAGUCGGCCAGGCACCGGUAUUAGCUCCCUCGAUAGAUAAUUCAUACUAUACACAUUGCACCUUUGGUGAGGACAAUUUGGAUAAUGAGAAUAAUGUUUGUAUUGGUAAUUUUUUGAAAUUAGAGGAUAUUCCAGACGUCAAGCCAUACACGGAACAGGAAGAGGAGUGUGAAAGCGUUUAUAGACAAACGACUACUCGUGAUAGCUUAGGUCGUUACAUUGUCUCGUUACCAUUCAAAGAUACUCCUAGUAAGCUGGGUGACUCAUUACAGGCAUCAAUGCGUAGAUAUCUUUCAUUGGAACGUAAGCUGCUAUUGCAACCCGAAAUGAGACAAGAAUACGAUAAAGUCAUUAAGGACUAUUUAGAAAAGGGAUAUUUAAACCCAUGUUCUAGAAAUAUAAAUGAGUCCUCACUCCAGUAUGUUAUUCCCCAUCACGGCAUCGUUCGAAAAGAUAAAAGUAAAACAAAAUUACGGGUAGUAUUGGAUGGCAGUAUGAAAUCAUCAUCGGGACUGGCACUGAAUGAUAUAUUACAAGUCGGACCGAAUUUGCAAAACGACCUUUUUAGAAUAAUUUUAAAUUUCAGACUUUUGAAUGUAGCGGUUAGUGCCGACAUUAGGCAAAUGUACUUGAGGAUUUUAGUAAAGGACGAAGAUAGGAAAUUCCUGAGCAUGUUGUAUCGCUUUGAUCCAAGCGAGGAGAUAAAACUUUAUGAAUUCACACGUGUGCCAUUCGGUUUGUGUUGUAUUCCGUUCCUUGCGAUCAGGACUGUGCGCCAGUCAGUGACGGACGAGGGAUCACAAUUUCCUCUCGCGGCUCCAGUAGCUGACAGUGACGUUUUCACUGACAAUUUGGCUAUUUCCUGUGCGAAUGAAGAAACAGCUGUCGAACUUUCUAAUCAACUUAUUAAAAUGUUUCAUGCUGGUGGUUUUGAUUUGGUAAAGUUUUCAAGUAACUCACCAGAGGUUCUUUCUAAGAUACCCUCUUCACAUAGAGAAUUCGAAGUUAUAGAAUUUAGUCCAGAUAGCUAUUUAAAAAUACUGGGACUAAACUGGCUUCCAGCCAAAGACGUAUUCACAUUCACAGUAAAUUUACGGAACCGCGAAUGUACUAAAAGAAAUAUUUUAUCAGUUAUAGCAAGAAUUUGGGACUUAAUGGGAUUCGUAGCUCCUGUUACACUAUGGGCCAAGCUCAUCAUUAAGUCACUAUGGGCUAAUAAUAUAGAUUGGGAUGAAACUCCUCACCCUGAAAUUGUAGCAGCUUGGCAUCGAUUCGUGUCUGAGUUGCCAAUAUUGGAAAAUGUUAGAAUACCACGACAUACUGGCAUUGUUAUGGAGUGCAUAGUUAGUUUAUUGGAAUUUGCUGAUGCAUCUGAAAAGGCCUAUGGAGGUGUCGUUUAUUUUUACAUGUUUAUUUUCCACAAACAAAUAAGUUCACUAUACGCUUGUUUGUGCCAAAUCCAGAGUGGCGCCGUUACGAUGCGUGUCAUUGGCAAGACUCGAAUUAUGCGGUGGCCGAAACGAAUAUCAUCAAGGCCGUACAGCGAGUUCACUUUGAUAAAGAACUUAAGAAUGUGGAGUCUGGCAAAAUAUUACCGCCUGCAUUUCAACGGCUCAGAGCCUUUGUUCACGAAGGUAUCUUUCGUGUUGGCGGGCGAUUGGAGAAUGCUCACUUGGAAUUUGAUAGUCAGCACCCUAUUUUACUUCCCGCUCGUGACCAUGUAG
Messenger RNA from Bombyx mori (domestic silkworm), 1794 nucleotides. RefSeq lists its product as uncharacterized. Lineage: Eukaryota; Metazoa; Arthropoda; Insecta; Lepidoptera; Bombycidae. The record is from RefSeq and is a predicted model, not a curated record. The transcript has 3 exons. Bases 1 to 1794 code for a protein of 597 amino acids.